CAUGACGUCAGCAUUUUCAUGGAUCACAGCAGACGAAACAGCUGAGCAAACACUGGUCAGAAUCUUCAAAGAGCGCCCGUUUCUCAUACUGCCGCCGCCGUUCCACCGCAUUCCCCUGCGCGCCGGCAACGUCGUCGAAAUCGUGGGGCCCUCUCCUUCGGCCAAAACCCUAAUCCUCAUCCAGGCGGCGAUAAAUUGCAUUUUGCCUAAAGAGUGGAAGGGCGUGAGCUAUGGAGGGCUGGAGCGCGCUGUGCUAUUCAUCGAUCUGGACUGCCGUUUUGACGUUUUGAGCAUCGCACGAGCUUUGCAGCGGCGAAUCAUCGAUGCUAAUGGGUUAAGAAGGAGCAGCUUGAAGGGAAAUGGAAAUGAAUAUGAUAAAGAGUUGUUUGUUGCAUCCAUGAGGCGUUUCUUGUAUACGCGAUGUUACAAUAGUUUCGAAUUUCUUGCUACUCUUAAGACGCUGCAUCGUCGGAUUCAGCAGGAGAAGGAAAAGGGAGGUAGUGCUGUUUAUAUGCUGUUGAUCGACAGCAUAGGGGCUUUUUACUGGAUGGACCGUGCUCUACCAACUUUAUCAACCGGGAACAACAACAACCGGAAGAGCCUCUCCUUGCAGACGGUGGUUGAAACUGUCGUUCAGGAGAUCCAGAGGCUUCUGGUGGUGCAUCCCAUGCUUGUUUUAGCCACUAAGUCAGCUGCAUUUGGUGAUAAACAGUCGAUAACUGAAGUGAUAAGAAAAAGGCCCGAUGAGAAGACACCGGAUCCAAGAGGUGCUCAAAAUAAACCACAUCGUUGUUUCAUGCCAUCCGUGUGGCAGUCCUUCGUUUCACACAGAAUGCUUCUGCGCGCUUUAGACGGUGAAAGCAAGCAUCAGAACCGGCCUACUUUCUCAGCAGAAUGGCUGCUGCCAUCACUUAACUGCUCAGACCAUUUUACAGUAAACGACGGCUGUCUCUUGAUCCCCAAAUGAAGUGUAGGAGAAAAUACUCAGUAGUCACCAAAAGGUAGCUUUUUUGGCUCCCCUUUCACCAUAUUGUUUGCAUAUGGAAAUAGAAGAAUUGAUCCUCUUGUUAUAAUUUGUUUAUUGCUAGUUACAAGCUUUAGAUAAUUAUGUAUUGUUA
Molecule: messenger RNA, 1118 nt
Organism: Salvia hispanica
Lineage: Eukaryota; Viridiplantae; Streptophyta; Magnoliopsida; Lamiales; Lamiaceae
Gene: XRCC2
Product: homolog of X-ray repair cross complementing 2 (XRCC2)
Biological process (GO): double-strand break repair via homologous recombination
Cellular component (GO): Rad51B-Rad51C-Rad51D-XRCC2 complex; replication fork
Molecular function (GO): DNA binding; ATP binding; ATP-dependent DNA damage sensor activity
Source: RefSeq, a predicted model, not a curated record